UUUUAGGUUCUAUUUACAGAAGAAGUCGUUGGGUUUUUUAACUUGCGUAUAACUAAGACGUUGUACCGCUGUUCAACGAUUGCCAAUGUCUCUCGCGUAUCAAUCAUAACAAGGUUUAUUAGUAAGUACCUGCGUGACAGAAGCGUUUACUUGUGUCACCGCAAGAGUUCAAGGUACAAGGAACAUGACCUUGUUCAAUCACGCCAGAUAUCGUUUCUCGAGUUCUUGAAAACACGUGCUGCUAAAACGAGGCUAAGACAAAAUGAAAUCUGAUCGUGGUUAGGAAUUUAGAUUGUCACUGGGUUUACUUUGUCGGGUCAAGCGUGUCGGGUUUAGCUCUCCAAUUACACGGAAGUUGCUUGUUCUUGUGAGUUAUAUAUGCGAUUGUGAUUGCACAAAUACGCUUGUUUUUUACUCGUUCUUUCAAUUCACCGUAUUUUGGGAUUGAGGAAGAGGAAUUGCUGGGUCCACAAUGCCACCAGCCGCUUUCUUUGGCUGGACAUCGCCGAAUUUACCGAAAGAACUGACAGUGGAUUGCUUCCUACCAACUGGCGUACUGGUUCCCCUGCAAUGCAAUGUUGACGCAACUCUGGCCGAAAUCAAGACGAGACUGUUUGAAACAGCGCAAAACUACCCGCUUUUCAACCGUCUUGAAGCAAAAACGAAUUACUGGUUUCUUUGCAUAAAUGAGAAAGGAAAAAGGGAAACAUUGUUGGAUGAAAGUUUGAAGCUCACAGAUGUCAAGCCAUUCCGUCCUGUGCUAAAACUUCUCGAGAAACAUGGAGACGACAAAACUGACAGCAAAAUUGACGCAAAAAUUAAAUUUCUAAUGCGACAAACGCCAGCGGAACUUGAAGGAAAACAAAACGAAGAAGUAGAUAGCUUCAGACAAGAUUAUUUGCGGAUAACUCUCAAAGAAUCGCGUGAAAGACGAAAGUCUAGCUGGGAAAAGCGUGCUAUGGCAACGUAUCCAACUGAUAUCUGUGAGGACCCGCUCCCUGAACAUGUUUCAAAGAAACUACGAAAUGGUAAAUUCGAUCUCAUCGUGUAUCUACCACCUAGCGAUGAUUUUGAACGUCUUGAUUUGCCGAUUGGUACGAAUACGUCCGAUGCCAUUUUUAUAUUCAGACAACGUUCAGAGGGACGAAAAAAAGCCAUUCCAAACGACAAUGAUUACGUACUAAAAAUAGUAGGAAAGGAUGAAUAUUUGUUGAGAGAUGUUAACCUGGAAUAUUAUAAGUAUAUCCGUGACUGUAUUACAAAGGACAUCAAGCCAGAAUUAUCCGUUGUUCCGAAGAGUACAUUAAAGGUGGAAGAUUAUGCGCCAAUGGUUGCAGAGGCUACAUCUCCUCCUCCAAUACCACCAAAGGCAUGUCUCACUGUUUGGGAUAUUAACGCCAGAUUCAAGUUUAAGAUCACAUCAGCAACAAAUAUUUCAAUUGAGGCUGGAACUGAGAUUGGAGUUCGUGCUGGUUUGUACCAUGGAAGUAUGUUGCUGUGUCCCAUUAAAUGCUCAAGGGAAAAACAAGGACCGUCGCCAGUGUGGAAUGAGUAUCUUGAAUUUGACAUUGAAAUGUGUGACAUUCCACGAAUGGCAAAACUCUGUCUUACAAUUUAUGCCAAAAGAAAGAAGGACAGCAAGAUACCUCUGGCCUGGGUCAACAUGACAUUGUUUGAUUUCCGGAACUACUUAAGACAGGGUGCAAUUAAACUCCAUGCAUGGCCAGUGAAGGAUAAUCUUCAAGAUAUUAAUCCGAUUGGUACGGUUGUGUCAAACAUUAAUACCAGCACUUCUCCAUGCUUGUUAAUUGAAUUCACACAAUAUGCAAAGCCGGGUACCAGUGUGGUUUAUCCACCAUUUGAUAAGGUUCUUGAACUGGCAUCAACCCUGGCAGUAAAUGAGAAGAAUGACAUAUUUAGAGCUGGUGAGAAAACGAACAUUGAUUUGCAACUGCUAACUCAACGUGAACCUUUGGCAGAGUAUACUGAAGAGGAUAAGCACAAAAUAUGGUUUUUCAGAUUUGAAUGCCGUGAUAACUUUCCAAACUCAUUACCAAAGGUUUUGUUGAGCAUUCAGUGGAAUCUUCAUGAGGAUGUUGCAAGGAUGCAUGCCUUACUUCAAUGCUGGCCUCUCAUUCCCCCAGAACAAGCCCUGGAGUUGCUUGAUUACAAAUACCCUGAGAAGGAAGUAAGAGAAUAUGCAGUGCGAUGCUUGGAAGAAUUCUCUGAUGGCCAGCUUCACCUGUACUUACUUCAGUUGGUUCAGGUGUUGAAGUAUGAGGCAUAUUUGGAUUGUCAUUUAGCCAAAUUUCUUCUAAAGAGAGCUUUAUGGAAUAGGAAAAUUGGUCAUUCUCUGUUUUGGUUGUUGAGGGCUGAAAUGCAUGUACCAGAAGUCUCAGUUCGGUUUGGUUUGCUACUUGAAGCAUAUUGCAGGGGAUGUGUUGCACAUAUGCCCUCAUUAUCCAAGCAGGUUGAAGCAAUGAACAAACUCAAAGCUAUUACAGAACUAUUGCAGUGUCAAGCUUUAAAGAAAGCAGAGAAAGAGAAAUGUGUUGAAACUAUGAAAGAAUGCUUAAAACAGGUUACUUUUCGUGAGGCCUUCUCUGACUUUCAUUCUGUUGUUGAUCCUGCCUGCAAGUUGAAAAGCCUCAGAGUUGAGGAUUGUAAAAUGAUGGAUUCUAAGAUGAGACCAUUGUGGAUGGUUUAUGAAAAUGAUGAUGAAAUGGGAGAAGCGACAACUUUAAUUUUUAAGAAUGGGGAUGAUCUCCGCCAGGACAUGCUAACUGUGCAAGUCUUCAGAAUCAUGGAUACUUUAUGGCAAAGAGAGGGUCUUAAUCUUGAAAUGACACCUUAUGCUGUUUUACCCACUGGUGAUAAGAUUGGGGUUAUUGAGGUUGUUACAAACGCAACUACACUUGCGAACAUCCAGAAAAAGGAAAAGGGUGUGGUCAGGGGUGCUUUCAAGAAAGCAGUUUUAUUGGAUUGGCUGAAGAAGAAGAAUAAAACAGAUGAAGAGUUGAAGCGUGCUGUUGAGACCUUCACCAUGUCAUGUGCGGGUUAUUGUGUUGCGACCUAUGUGUUAGGUGUUGGUGAUCGGCAUAGUGAUAAUAUUAUGGUGAAAGAUACUGGACAGCUUGUCCAUAUAGAUUUUGGGCAUUUUCUCGGAAACUUUAAAGUGAAGUUUGGUGUGAAUCGAGAACGAGUACCAUUUGUUCUUUCACGUGAUUUUGUUUAUGUCAUAACCAAUGGUCAGAAAUCUGAUGCUGACAAAUGUCCUGAAUUUUUAAGAUUCCGAGAUAUAUGCGAAAAAGCAUAUUUGAUCUUAAGAAAACAUAGUUCUCUAUUCAUCAAUCUCUUUGCUAUGAUGCUUUCAACAGGUCUUCCAGAACUUGGUUCAGUCAAAGAUAUUUCAUAUCUUAAAAAAACUCUCGGUUUGCGAAUUGGAAAAAUGAAUGCAGAAGAGGAGGAGAGAGCUGCCUUAGAAAAAUUUCGAAAGAAUUUUGAUGAAGCAUACAAAAAUAGUACUAGCACAAGUUUGAAUUGGGCCAUCCACAAUUGGGCGAAGGAUAAUAAAUAGAAAUGACAGCAGAAUGAAUCAAUAGAAUGAAUGUGUAAAUGUAGACGUAGUUUGAUAAGUAAUCUGAAUUGGGCAUUUGCCUAUUUUAAAUAUUUUAAAUAAUAAAUUUUCUUAUAGAACCUAUAGUUAGUGUGUGUGUGAAUGCAACAUUAUUUGUCAGGCCCACCCUACAAUAUAUGAUGUGACAAAUUAUCUGAUAAAUAACCUUAAUGUUAAUAAAAAAAUGUCUCCUAAAAAAAAGCAAUUGUAACGACUAACGUUUUAUUUUGAAUCUCAUUUGUUCACAAUAAAUACAGUGAA
This is a messenger RNA of Dendronephthya gigantea, 3877 nucleotides long. Its product is annotated as phosphatidylinositol 4,5-bisphosphate 3-kinase catalytic subunit beta isoform-like. Bases 473 to 3577 code for a protein of 1034 amino acids. Lineage: Eukaryota; Metazoa; Cnidaria; Anthozoa; Malacalcyonacea; Nephtheidae. Gene Ontology annotation, molecular function: 1-phosphatidylinositol-3-kinase activity; 1-phosphatidylinositol-4-phosphate 3-kinase activity. Gene Ontology annotation, biological process: phosphatidylinositol 3-kinase/protein kinase B signal transduction; cell migration; phosphatidylinositol-mediated signaling. Gene Ontology annotation, cellular component: phosphatidylinositol 3-kinase complex; plasma membrane; cytoplasm. The transcript has 19 exons. The record is from RefSeq and is a predicted model, not a curated record.